Molecule: messenger RNA, 2406 nt
Organism: Capsaspora owczarzaki ATCC 30864
Lineage: Eukaryota; Filasterea; Ministeriida; Capsasporidae
Exons: 2
Coding region: 36-2327 (763 amino acids)
Molecular function (GO): protein binding
Source: RefSeq, a predicted model, not a curated record
CUUUGAUUUCCUUCCUGGUGAACAAAUUGGUACCGAUGCGGAUUUUAAAGCUGCCGCUGCUCGUGGCGGCUGUCGCGCUGGCAAUGCAGCUUCCGGACGUCGCAAACGCGCAGUCCAACGACUGCCACACUGCGCCACUGAUCGAUCCGAAUGCUAAUAUUACGUUUUACACAACUCCGUCAACCACCUACCCGUGUAUGGAUGACAGUAGUCAAAAAUGCAUGGUUUGGAAAAUCAGGAGCUCCACUCCUUUCCGCUUCUCAGUCACGUCGUGCGGAUUUAUGGCGGAUUCAUCGAUGGCAAUUCGAACCAACUGCGGCACUGGGCACUUUGGAGACUCGCCAUACCUCCAGUGGAAUAACAAUAUCGGUGUUGGCUGCGCACCAGCUUACGGCGCAUCUGCAGUGGAUUUGGACAUCAUUGCCGACACGGACUACUUUUUCAGUCUCGGUGGACCGUCCUCGUUGCCAGCAACGGGGGCUUUCGGAAAGGAAUAUACCUGCCCAGCCGGAUCAACGGACCACGACGGAUUGUCCGACACUGUUAAACACUAUGCCACUCCGUGCGUCACCUGCUCGCCUGGUCAGUACGUUCCUGCUGCGUCAGUCGGACCUUGCACAAAUUUCCGCUGCGCAGUCGGCACUGUCGAUCACGACAGCGACCCAUCGACGCCCUGCCUCGUUGCUGGCCCUGGCAACGACACGACCAUCGCUGGGUUGUAUGGUCCCAUCGCCAACUUUAAAGUCGUUGCUGGUCGAUACGACGACGACAGCAAUCCAUCCACUGCCUCGAUCGCCUGUCCCGCCGGCAACUACGCACCCGUGGGCAGCACGACCUGCACAGCCUGCGCUGCUGGUACUUGGGAUGACGAUGGCACAUCGGCAACCGCUUGCACGAAUUGCACCGAAUGCACGCUCGGCUCCACCUUCGAAACCAUCGCAUGCGCUGCCACUGUCAACCGAGUGUGCUCUAAUUGCGUCACAUGCACUCAAGGACACUACCCGAACACUGAGUGCACUUUGACAUCCACCGCCACAGCGUGUGACGCGUGCACUCCCAUCACCAAUUGCUCGGCCACCGGUCUGACAUGCGUCUCGAGCGCGAGCCAACAAUGCAGCCUGUGUCAGGAUGGAAGUUACGUGUCUGUUCAAGGAACGUGCGAGCUGUGUACCAUCUGUGGCUCGGAUACCUACGAGACAAGGGCCUGCGAUGGUGUGGUCAAUCGCGUGUGCGCCAGUUGCACGACUUGUGGGUCUGAUCAGUUUGAAACAGGGGCUUGCGGUGGCACAAUCAAUCGUGUCUGCUCGAACUGCACCAGCUGCGGCUUGGAUCAGUAUGAAACAGCGGCUUGCGGCGGCACUACAAAUCGUGUCUGCGCGAAUUGCACAAACUGUGACUCGACCCAGUACGAGACGACUGCAUGUGCCGGUGUCGUCAACCGCGUCUGCUCUGCUUGCACUGUUUGUGGCGCCAACGAGUUUGAAACGACUGCGUGCGAUGCACUCGUCAAUCGCGAGUGCUCCACUUGCACCACUUGCACGGUCGGCCAGUACGAAGGCGCCGAUUGCAUGGCUACCACCAACCGUGUCUGCCCUGCCUGCAGUGAGCUUCCUGGCUGCACAACUGGUCUGCGCUGCACCAACAGCACGGAUUCGAUUUGCAUCGACUGCAGUUCGUGCCCGCGGGGUCAGUACGUGAACGCCACCUGCACCAAUGUGCUCGAUCGCGUCUGCCACAACUGCACUGCACUUCCAGGCUGUCCGGCGUCCUACACUGUCUGCAGCGCGUAUGGGCACAGUACCUGCGUCGCACCCGAGACGAGCACGUCCAUGCCAGUGUACAUUCCGGUUGUCGCUGCCGUCGGAGGGCUGUUGGUGCUGGUUCUUUUGGUGGUUUUCCUGCUGUCUCGGCGUCGCACCCGCAAGCCAGCUACAGCUGUGGAAAUUCCAAUUGAAGAGAUUACCAUGAUGACAAUCAACACCAUGGUGCUCGACCCGAAGGAGCAUCGUGCGUCUCAGUACGAAACACUCAACGGGACGCGUGGAGGUGGCAAUGCCGUUGUUUAUGACGUGCUGGGGAGAUCGCAGUGGGAGGAUCCUCAAGCUGCCGUCGUUCCGUCACGCAGCCUCAAGCCUUCGCUUGCGACCUCCGCACCGGAGACACACUACGCUGUGCCAUCGCAACCGAAAGACGACAUGGUUCCUUCUCGGAGCCUCAAGCCUGUGCUUGCGGGCGACGCGGGUCCGACGAGCCACUACCAAACUGUUCCACCACGGCCUGCCAAACGCGAGUCGGAAAUCGUGUACACGAACGCUGAUUUCUCUUAGUGUGUUGCUUUGAAUAUGUGAGAGCGUGUGUGUGGGUGAGCGAGUCUUGAAAUAAUACAAAUGAACUGUUCUUUGGUCU